Molecule: messenger RNA, 8933 nt
Organism: Fopius arisanus
Lineage: Eukaryota; Metazoa; Arthropoda; Insecta; Hymenoptera; Braconidae
Product: centrosome-associated protein 350-like
Exons: 4
Coding region: 503-7093 (2196 amino acids)
Biological process (GO): microtubule anchoring
Cellular component (GO): centrosome
Molecular function (GO): microtubule binding
Source: RefSeq, a predicted model, not a curated record
UUGAAUAAUCACGGAAAUCACCAAAUAAAAAAAUCACGCCGCUCAGGUAGUCCUGGGGUGGUUGAUCUGUGAUAAAAAAGUAGUCGUCUGAAAGGGAGCAUCUGUUCCGGGUUGGAGUCGUCCCCAGCCCAACGGUUUUCGUUACUCCGACGACCUAACCACUAAAAAAGCCAAUACCCGCUAUAACCUCCACGUCUGGUAACCUUGAACAAAUGACAGUUACGAGUCCCGCGUCUGAAGACUCCAGUAUGGGUUCAAAUAAUUGUGAUCAGGAUCAUUUGCCCUGAUUAAUAAUAAUUGAAGAGUGAAAGAGUGCAGUGGGGGUUGCAACAGCUUCAGGGAUUGGAAAUUAUAUUUUUCAUUGGAGUUGUACUUUGACCGAACGACGCAUUCCAAUUGUUUGAAUGGUGAUGAUGAUUAUCUCUGUGAUUUCGUAUCUGGUGAUGCCGAUGGAGAUGAGAUAGGGUGGAUUGAUUUGUUCAGGUGUGAAAACCCAUGGAUAAUGAGUGAGGAGUGCCCCGGGGACAGGAAGAGGUACAUUUUCUUCGAGCAUCCUGACGUUAUUGUCCAGAGGGUCGAGGAUUCAGUAACGAUUCCCAGACACUCUCAACCCAGUCAGGACGUACAACUCCAGGGGUAUCCUUUCACCUUCAUUUCGGCGGUGAAACGAAAGCUGUCCCUCGCAGCCCAGAAUGACUGCCACCCGGAGGUGAAGCAUCAGGAUCCUUUGAUUCUUCCAGGUAUGGAUUUUGUGAAGCCCCUCAAGGUCCCGGACCUGAAGAUCCACCCGAAGACCCUGGAGUACUCCCCCCACAGGUCGAAACUUCCGAAUCCUCCGAAGGACUCCCCAAAGCCGGAAAAAACCUCGAAGGUCUCACUAGCCUAUCGUAAACUCGACUUCUCCGGGUCCGACUCUUUCACGACGAACGACGACAUCGAUCCCUUGAAGACACCGGAUAUCUCGUUCCCCUCGAGUCUGUCCAAGAAGAACUACUCCAGAGACUCGUCCCGAGAGAAAGAGAACAGGACAAAAAAAAUUCGAAAGGACGAAUCGAGUUUCUCGAAAGGGGAGGACUCGCACCUGGAGGACUCGUCGAAACGUCGAAACCUGCGGCACAUCUCGAGGAAGGACCUGGAGACAAUUGUCCAGAGAUCGAAGAUCGAGAGGUUCUCAGCGACAGAUUUGCUGAAUGCCAGAAAGUCCCAGAAGAAGACAGUUCCCUCAUCCUCGAAGAAGGACUCGAGAUCCCAUGGAAAGCCUAGGGAGAGGUCCUCGGAGGGUAGACGACCCCCGGAAUGGAUAUCCAAGUCGAGAGAGUCCUCCAGGGGCUCAGGGAGCGAGAAUUCCUUGCAGAAAUACCCGGAGGACAGCCAGAAGCACCGGGUGUCCUCGAAGGAUGUGAAGAAACUCCUGGAGAAGCCAAAGAGGUCAUCCCCGAAGAGCUACAGACACCCGAGUGAAAUAUCUGAGGACCUGGAGGUCUCAGAGGCUUCCAGGGGAAAGAGAAAACCAAAAGACGGGGAUAAAAUCGAGAGAUCCUUGACGGAUUCCACUGAGGUCUUUCUCGACCCCAGAAAAAUCUCCUUCAGGGAGGACAGCUACCCGCAGGAGGAGUUCGUCAAUCUGGUGACACCGGAGCUCAACCUGAAUCAUCGUCACAAGCACAGGAGAGAGGGCAAGCAGGAUAACGAUAAUCCCCCCGUCGAGGGUAACGAGGACGUCCUGGUGCAUCCCACAGCUCUCCACAUGCAAUUUCAGGCUGAGCUCCACCUCUUCGACUCCUGCAAUGAGUCCCUCAGGCAGGUAAUGGACGUGGAGAAUAGCCUGUACAAUGUAAAACAGGAUAAGGAGAGAGAAGGAAGAAAAUGUCUGGUGGGAGAACCAGAGAUCGAUGUCCCCCAGGUCGACGAGGAUCUGCCGCAGCGCCUUCAGGGCCUCGAGGAGCCCAAAAAACCUGCCAGAGAGGUUCACACUCAGACAGUGAAUGACAUCGCUACCCAGACAGAUACUCUGGAUCCUUCCAGGACUCAUCCAGGUAUCACUUACAAUAGAGGCUCUCUGGAUUUUCACAUUGACUCCCUGGAGAAGCUCGAGGUCUCCCUCCCCAGUCAGAUUCGUGCCAUGUCGGAGAUCAGUCUCCACGAGACGACGUCCUCUAUUAAAACCGAAACAGGAACUGAGAUUAGUAUCUCCACUAGGGAUGUUACGUGCUCCUUCAACAAGUACCUGGACCACGAGAUGGCUCAACUGAUCAAGGACGAAAAGCUGAUGUACGAUAAGAUCGAGAUGCUUUUCAAAUACAGAGAGAAAACCCUCAACGACAGAACGAAGAAGAUUGUGGAGCUGGAGGAGCAGAAGAGGGCACUCAGGGACACUGGACAGGACAGCAGGAUCAGCUCAGUGAAGAAGAAGCAGAGGGCUCUUCUCCUGAAGCUUCAGCAGGAGAAAGAGGAGAUGAAUCGACUGAAGGAGCUGCACAAGCUCGCGAGUCAGGAGAGAAAGCUCAUGCUCCAGAAGCAGAGGAACAUGUUCAAUCCCCAGAUGUCAACGAAGAAUAUUCUGACGAAGCUCAAGAGGUCUGCGGACUGUCAGUCCCCCAAGAGGCUUUCCGGCCCGAUGAAGGGAUAUGAUAUAAGAUCUAAUAGUUCUGUCAGCUCGCUGGUAGACUCUGAUAAAUCUCAUCUGGAGAGAUCUCGUCAGAGCCUCGAGAAGACUGAGCAGGUGCCCUCGAAACUCCUCCAGGAUACGAGUUAUUCCUCGCAGGUGGAGUCCCCCAAGAAAUACGAGGUUAAAGCCAGGAAGUUCGAGGAGAAGAUGCCCAGGGGAGAUGUGAUGAGGAUGAAGGCUCAGCAGAUCGAGGUUGAGGAGAAAUUGGCGAGGAAUGGUGUGACUCCUGGGGAGGGUGAGGAUAAGACAGAGUCUGAUACUCUUGUUGAGGACUUGAAUAGAAAGAACGAGGGGAUGAGGAAGGGAAAAAUUGAGGACAAGCCCAGGAAGGGCUCGCCGGAGGGUAAGGGCUUCAAGAAAAAGAGUUUGAAGGGGGUAAAGAAGGGGAAGGAGGGAAAAGAGGGAAAAGAGGAGGAUGGAAAGUACAAGAAGAGGGAGGACAGCUCGACUGAUAAUGUUGUGGAUCUUGAUGAGAGCCAGACUUCACUUCAGGCUCUUCUCAAGCACUCCAAGGCCGUCAAGGAGAAGAGUCAUAAGCUCAUGAGGGAUAUUGCCGAUGAGGACGCACAGGCCAUGAGUGUUGUCAAAGAGGGCGAGGACGGGGUUCAGGGACUUGGAAAUAUCUCCACCAGGUCUCAUGUCAGCACAUUUACCAUAUCGAGGCAUUCCUCUGGCGAUAGUGAGAAGAGCUACUCCAGGUCGGUCGUCAUCAGGUCGCAGGAUCAUCGGUUCAAGGGGCCCAAGAAACUCGCACAAUCCAAUUAUUCGAGGAUUUUGAAUGCACGAGAGGCUGCUCUAGCCACCAGGAGGAACUGCGUUGAGGAUUGGAUAGCUUGGCACGCCAGAUUAAAAGCCGAGGAGAGCAGAGUUGCACGGAUGGAAGAGGCUGCCUACAAGCUAGUCAGUGCAACGACAAAUGCUCUAUGCAAUGAUACGACUAUUUCAUCGGAUACGACUGACGUCGAGGAACGGGUCGAGCUUUUGGCGGAAAAAUUGACCGAGAGACGAGCUGAGAUGGCUAAAUUGAGGAGAGAAGCCAGAAGACAGGCCAAGCAGAGGUUGAAAGCUCUGGAGGCCAAUCUGCUCAAUCAAAUAAAGAAAUACGACUCGACAAUUCACGAAAUGCGUAAAAAAUUGGAUUCAAAGCGACCGAAGGAGAAUGGAAAACUUGCGAUAGAAGUGCGGACGAUAUCGGAUUUUAAGGUACCUGAGAUACCGAUGAAGCGGAUCCAGGAGAUCUACAAGAACAGCGACCUGCUGCAUUCACGAUCAGAGUCGGAUCUGAUAACCGGCACUCGCUCGUCUCCAGAUUCUAAUAAUCUGAAGCCCCUGAGCAGAAGCAUCGAGUCAGUGCUGGAGGAUGCCAGGAGGUCUACCCAGAUGAAUUCCUCCUCGGAGAUGAUCAACGAGGUCGAUUCGUCCCCUCCGAACUCGAAGAAGUCCACAUCAGAGAUUAAAACAGCCAGUGAUGCCUCGAUUUUCUCCCACAAGAUGGAUUUCCUCCAGCUGAAUAACAAGAACCUGGACGAUGAUAUCAACACCCUCGAAAACGACCUGAAGACCCUCUCGGAGAUGAUGUCAAUGUUCACGAGAAAGUCCGAGGAAAAGCGAUUGCAGACCCCAGAGGAUACCCCAGGGAGAAAUACGUCGAGGGACAUCAGCGAGGAGUUGACGAGGUCUGAGAGGAUUGAGACCGAGAUGGAGAGUCCCCAGGAGGUGUCGAAGGUAUCGUCUGAAGUCCUGGAGACCCCGCGGGCCACUUUGCAGAGCCCAGAAAAUAAAUCCAACGAAAUUCCGGAGACAAUUCACUCCGACACCUCCACUAAGGAAAUUCCGGUGGACACCGAGCAGUCAAUUCUCACAGAGACCCUCAAAUCCACUGGAAAUGAUCUGGAAAGGAGUGGAGCAGCCCUGGAGAGAAGUAUGGAAACCCUCCACAAGGAAAACGAGGCGCUAUCCUCAGAUUUCACGUCAAUAGAAGGGGAUAUCAAGUCGAUUUCCGAAAUAAUUUCGAAGAUGACUGAGAACAAGAGCUCCUUGGGGAUUCCUGAGGGCCUCGAGGGUCCAGUCGACACCCCACGGGUCGAGCUCCUUGAAGAUGACGUAGAAAAAAUAAUUUCCCAAACAGAAAACACAGAAUCAAUCCCUGAGGAACGACCAGAGUCCUCGAUUCCUGGGGAAUCUCCAGGCAAAUCCUCAGAGUCUUCAUCGAGGGAGCAAGUGGAUGGGGAAGAGGAUGGAAAUGAGAGUUCCCUGGUGUCGGAGAAGUCCUCAGGCCUGAAGAAUGUCUCCGAGAGGGAUUUCAGUAUCGACAGGAGUGACUGGACUGUUUCUGACUCCUUCGAGGUGCCCAGGGUCUCUUUAUUAUUGAACGAUGACGACGAAGAUCGUUACGAGCACGAGGAUUUCACCCAGGAGACGACGUAUGUUCAGGAAAAAAAUUCUCCAUUCCAGGAAAAUGAGGACUCGAUGUUUCUCCCUGGAGGGGAAUCGACUGCACUUCAUGGGGGUGAGGACGAGGAGCUGGACCAACCGGGGGUCCACACGGAUGAACUCGACGACAUUUUGGAUAUUAUCGAGAGGGACAGACAGGCGUCGGAGAGGCCCCAGGAUCUUCUCCCCCUUCCUGACGAAUUAAAUCUCGAUAUCAGGGAAAAUCUGGGGACUCAACAUCCCUCAGGGGAUUCGCCUCUGAAUCUCACAGCAGACGUCGAGCCAAUGCUCCAGAAAUUAACGGAAAUCCUCAUAAACGUCGAGAAAAAUAUUGCAAGGAGAACAGAGGAAAAAUCAGCCCUCGAAGACGACGAGGUUAAAUCGAAUUUACCGGAGAAUAUUGAUUUCAACGAUGAGAAUCUCGUGGAGACAGACAUAGAUGAGAAAAUUUCGAUGAAUGAUCAUCUGGAUGAGGCCCUGGACGAGCUGAAUCGCGAGGACGACUCCCCUGGUCCAUUAUCUGUCCCCGAGGAUGUUAAAACACCUGAAGAGCCACCGAGAUCUGCAAUUUCUAUCAGGCAGCCCCCAAAAAUUCAAGAAAUCAUCAGAGACCCCGAGUACGAGGAUAUCUCCGAGGAGAGUCUCGAGGUAUCCGAGAUCCUGGAUAAAUCGGACUCUCAGAGGUCCUCCAAGUCCUCCAAGUCCUCCAAAUCCUCCAAAUUCCCUGACAAACACCAGAUAAUUGAGAAAACCGAUGACGUCCUGAGGAUUCUCGAUGAGAUAUCCAGGAAGUCGAAGAUAUCGUCCCCAGGGAAUUCCCAGGAAAUCGUCGAUGCCUGCGGUGAUAUUUCCCCGGUGCCCUCAGGGGUUAUAAUCGAGGAGUUGAACGUCGAAAAAUCACCAGAGAACAGCGAAUUGGAAAAAUCGAGAAUUGAGCCGGUGAUUGAGGAGCCAGAAUCCAGAAAAAUUGAGAAAGAGGACUCGAGUGAUGCCGGUGACACCCCGAGGGAGAUAUCCGAGAUUGAUCUCGACUCCCCGAGGGAUCAGAAUGAAUCCAGACUGGACAUCGAGGCCCUGGACGACGAUUUACUGGGGAAUCCAGUGGAGAAGAGCGAGGACUAUCUCCCCGGGGAUAUCUCGACCUCAGAGAAGGACAUCGAGGUGAAGAUCGAUGAGCUCCAGGCAUCAUUGGGCCAGCCAGGACUGGCUGUUGCCGAGCUAGAAGCAAGACUCCUGAGAAUCGAGAAACUCCAGAUAGACCUCCAGAUCGAGAAAAUAAAAAAACUCGAGGAGGAAGAGAGACUCUACGUUCGAGAAAUUCCCAACAAGCCUCCACCCCCUUACACACCUCCUGGAGUUGUCAGACUGUCAUCCCCCCAGGUAUCACCGACAUUGCCCCCUGUGGUGGUCCCCACGAACGUCGAAGAGCUCACAGCAUUCACUGAGAAGGCAACAGCUCUAAUUUACAAUUCAAAAUUCAAUGAGGAGGAGAUUAUGGCUCUGGAAGCACCACUGGAAAUUCUGGAGUCCAGCAAGGACUCGAAUGAGACAUCCAAGAGGGACAGAAAAAUCUAUAAUACUUUUCUCUUUGAUCUGUGCAAGGAGACUAUCGCUGAGAUCUAUCAGUCUGAGUAUGAAAAACCUGGACCAAGCUGGACCAAACCCAGUGUCAAGACCAAACCAGCUAUAAAAAUACCAAAAAAUCUCCAGGAACUCACGGAUUAUGUUAAUAAGGAAGUCGCAACGCUGUUUGGAUUCAAGACGAAAUUGCAGAGGGAGAAUAUGGUGAUGCGGUGGAGUAGAAAGAGGAGGGACAGGGUUGAUGAAUUACUUGCCAGAGAGGCACAGGCUGAGGAGGACGAGUGGACAAAGUUUCAUCAUGAUGAGCUCGAUGUCAAAAAUGAACUAACCAUUGCUAUACUCGAUACUCUCGUUCUCGAGGCAACCAGUGUUGUUAAAGCUGCUUUCACCAAGAAGAAAAUUCUUGUCUAGAUUAUGACAUCGAGUUAUGCUCAAUAAGACGGUUUUUAUCCCUCAAUUUAUUCCAGUCGUUUCUCAAAUACUGAGUAAAUCCAAAAUUUUGGAUUGCAAAUCUCUUUUAUCGUUUUACUAUCGAUAUCAAUAUUUUUUUAUUUACAGGUUUUAUCAUUCAUGAAUUUUUAGAGCUUGAUAAUAAUUUAUAACGAUUUGUUUUAAUUAGUCUUUUUUGUGGGGUGAAUUUCAAUAGUGAGAUUUGAAUUUCAAAUUUUUUGGGUGUUUAUUCGGACGUUUGAGGAACAAUAUUAUAGAUUUUGCGGAGAAAAUCCCUCUGAUGCUCAACUAUAUUUAAUGAACUGAUAACUGAGUUAAUUACUGAAUAAUCAAUCGUAAGACUGAAUAAUUGGGGCCAUUCAUCUUCAAUUCCACAGCCUUCAACAACGAAAUGUACAGUUAUAGUUUUUAAUUUGUGGUUUAGUUUCCUUGUACCUGGACCUUUCACUUGCCAAUUAUUUUUGUUUGGGAAUUUGAGUUUUUACCGAGUAGGUUGUGAUGUAAAUACGACAGGUACGUUUUAUCCACUUGUGGCUGUUGAUUUAUCAGUGUUUUUUUGUCAAUCGACGAAUGAAGAAAAAAAGUAAUAAUUCGAGAAUCACAAAUCGAGCUUGACGUUACACCUGUUUGAGUAUGUAGUGUUAAAUCGUAUGUACUUAAUAUUUUAUAAUAAACUUUUUGACAUAAAUCGGGCUCUCCAGAGAAAAAAAAACAUCAUUUAUUCAGAUUCAAGUCUUCCAAUCCCAUUAUUUAUUUCGGCAAUGCCAUCGUUUCAUAUGAAAAAACAUGUGUCAAUGGACGAUACAUUAAUCUUCGUAUUGUUGUCUUUUUUUUUUCACAAAAAUUUAUCUGGUGAAAACAGGGAUAAAGUAUAAUAAACGGAUAAACUGUAAAUAAAAUGAGCGUUAUGUUAUAAAUACAGUAAAACUUAAUGAAAUAAUAAAUGUGGAUCAAGCAUUUUUCUCAAUAUUUAAAACCACACAACAAUGAAAAAUAGUUUUGUAAUUAUUUUCAAAAGGAGUCGAUGAAAACGUGGGAAUAUAUUAUCUCUAUCAUAUACUUAAACUAUUUUUUCCUCAAAUCGCAUCUCAGUGAAAUAUCGCCCCUAAUUAGAUAAAUUUCAUUUUCUCUCGUUACUUUCUUCUCCAAUGAAAAAACAUCAUGAUUCCAACUAAUGGUAAAAUUCAUUGUACCUAUGGGCUAAUCUCUAACAUCAGUGUUUUAAUGAAACACCUCGUAAUCGAAGAGAUGUGUAAUCGUUAAAGGAAAAAAGCGAAAUUUCACAAUUUACCAGUUCCUGGCUUCCAGAGGCUCCACUUUAAUCUCAGGAUAAUUUACCUAGAAUUGCCAUCGCAUCUCCCCACCCCCUAAACCUAGUUUAAACAUUAAUUCAUAAUUGGCACCGAGUCGUAUUACGAUUAAUAAUUCCUCCCAAAUGAUAGAUUUUUUUUUCCAUUACACGAUCGUUAGAUGAGCAGAAGUGACAGAUUGGUACCACGUGAUUAAAUUAUUUUUCAUCGAUUAAAUAGCCUCCCGAGUUCUCCCAAUCGAUUAGUUCAAGUACGCAAGUCACCGUGGAGUUUAUUGAUAAAUUAUAGAACACGUUUGUGCAUUUUUUUUUUUCACGAAUCACAUAUCAGCGGAUUUCAUGAUUCCAUCGAUGUUUCGAAUUGAUUACGAUCUAGAGAGAUUCUUCACGCCAAUCUAUUCGUCUAAAAUUCAAUCGACAGUCCGAUAUGUCAGAUGGAAUUCAAUUGAUAUUGCAAUAAUCAACGAAUUUCCGUGGCCCUCGGAUAAAUAA